AUGGAUUCUGUGCCAAGGCUGACCAGCGUUUUCACUUUGCUGUUCUCCGGCUUGUGGCAUUUAGGAUUAACAGCGACAAAUUACAACUGUGAUGACCCGUUAGCAUCCCUGCUCUCUCCAAUGGCUUUUUCCAGUUCCUCAGACCUCACGGGUGCUCACAGCCCAGCUCAACUCAACCGAAGAGUUGGAACUGGCGGUUGGUCUCCAGCAGAUUCCAAUGCUCAACAGUGGCUCCAGAUGGACCUGGGAAACAGAGUAGAGAUUACAGCAGUGGCCACGCAGGGAAGAUACGGAAGCUCUGACUGGGUGACGAGUUACAGCCUGAUGUUCAGUGACACAGGACGCAACUGGAAACAGUACAAGCAAGAAAACAGCAUCUGGACCUUUGCAGGAAACAUGAAUGCUGACAGCGUGAUGCACCACAAGUUACUGCACUCAGUGAGAGCCCGCUUCGUUCGCUUUGUGCCCCUAGAAUGGAAUCCAAGUGGAAAGAUUGGCAUGAGGGUGGAGGUCUAUGGAUGCUCCUAUAAAUCAGAUGUUGCUGACUUUGAUGGCCGAAGCUCCCUUCUGUAUAGGUUCAAUCAGAAGUUGAUGAGCACUCUCAAAGAUGUGAUCUCUCUGAAGUUCAAGAGCAUGCAAGGAGAUGGGGUUCUGCUCCAUGGAGAAGGUCAACGUGGAGACCACAUCACGCUGGAGCUCCAGAAGGGGAGGCUCGCCCUGCACCUCAACUUGGAUGACAGCAAACCUCGGCUCAGCAGCAGCCCACCCUCGGCCACCCUGGGCAGUCUGCUGGAUGACCAGCACUGGCACUCGGUCCUCAUUGAGCGGGUCGGCAAGCAGGUGAACUUCUCUGUGGACAAGCACACACAGCACUUCCGCACCAAGGGCGAGGCAGAUGCCUUAGACAUCGACUAUGAGCUUAGUUUUGGAGGAAUUCCAGUACCAGGCAAACCUGGGACCUUUUUAAAGAAAAACUUCCAUGGAUGUAUUGAAAACCUUUAUUACAAUGGAGUAAACAUAAUUGACCUGGCUAAAAGACGAAAGCAUCAGAUCUACACUGUGGGCAAUGUCACUUUUUCCUGCUCCGAACCACAAAUUGUUCCCAUCACAUUUGUCAACUCCAGCAGCAGUUAUUUGCUGCUGCCCGGCACCCCCCAAAUUGAUGGGCUCUCAGUGAGUUUCCAGUUUCGAACAUGGAACAAGGAUGGUCUGCUUCUGUCCACAGAGCUGUCUGAGGGCUCGGGGACCCUGCUGCUGAGCCUGGAGGGUGGAACCGUGAGACUCGUGAUUCAGAAAAUGACUGAACGCACAGCUGAAAUCCUCACAGGCAGCAGUUUGAAUGAUGGCUUGUGGCAUUCAGUUAGCAUCAACGCCAGAAGGGACCGCAUCACUCUCUCUCUGGAUAAUGAUGCAGCAUUCCCAGCCCAGGACACCACCCGCGUGCAGAUUUAUUCUGGAAAUAGCUAUUACUUUGGAGGGUGCCCUGACAAUCUCACCGAUUCCCAAUGUUUAAAUCCCAUUAAGGCUUUCCAAGGCUGCAUGAGGCUCAUCUUUAUUGAUAACCAGCCCAAGGACCUCAUUUCAGUUCAGCAAGGUUCCCUGGGGAAUUUUAGUGAUUUACACAUUGAUCUGUGUAGCAUCAAAGACAGGUGUUUGCCAAACUACUGUGAACAUAGAGGAAGCUGCUCCCAGUCCUGGACUACCUUCUACUGUAACUGCAGUAACACGGGCUACACUGGUGCCACCUGCCAUAACUCCCUCUACGAGCAAUCCUGCGAGGUGUACAGGCACCAAGGGAACACAGCUGGUUUCUUCUACAUUGACUCUGAUGGCAGCGGGCCACUGGGACCCCUCCAAGUGUAUUGCAACAUCACAGAGGACAAGAUUUGGACAUCAGUUCAGCACAAUAACACAGAGCUGACCCGUGUGCAGGGUGCGGACCCUGAGAAGCCCUAUACCAUGGCCUUGGAUUAUGGUGGCAGCAUGGAGCAGCUGGAAGCCAUGAUUGAUGGUUCAGAGCACUGUGAGCAGGAGGUAGCCUACCAUUGCAGAAGGUCCCGCCUGCUCAACACGCCAGAUGGAACACCAUUUACCUGGUGGAUUGGGCGGUCCAAUGAAAGGCAUCCUUACUGGGGAGGUGCCCCGCCUGGGGUUCAGCAGUGUGAAUGUGGCCUGGAUGAGAGUUGCCUGGACAUUCAACACUUCUGCAAUUGUGAUGCUGACAAGGAUGAAUGGACAAAUGAUACUGGCUUUCUUUCCUUCAAAGACCACUUGCCUGUCACUCAGAUAGUUAUCACUGAUACCAACAGAUCAAACUCAGAAGCUGCUUGGAGAAUUGGUCCCUUGCGUUGCUAUGGAGACCGGUACUUCUGGAAUGCGGUAUCAUUUUAUACAGAAGCCUCUUACCUCCACUUUCCUACCUUCCAUGCGGAGUUCAGUGCUGAUAUUUCCUUCUUUUUUAAAACCACGGCUCUAUCGGGAGUGUUCCUAGAAAACCUUGGCAUGAAAGACUUCAUCCGACUUGAAAUUAGCUCUCCAUCUGAGAUCACUUUUGCCAUUGAUGUUGGGAAUGGCCCUGUAGAGCUCAUAGUUCACUCUCCUUCUCUUCUGAAUGACAACCAAUGGCAUUACGUCCGGGCUGAGAGGAACCUCAAGGAGACUUCACUCCAGGUGGACAGCCUCCCAAGGAUGACCAGGGAGACUUCGGAGGAAGGCCAUUUCCGAUUGCAGCUGAACAGCCAGUUGUUUGUAGGGGGAACAUCAUCAAGACAGAAAGGCUUUCUAGGAUGCAUACGCUCCCUACACUUGAAUGGGCAGAAAUUUGACCUGGAAGAGAGGGCAAAGGUCACAUCUGGAGUCCGGCCUGGAUGCCCAGGUCAUUGCAGCACUUAUGGUAGCAUCUGCCACAAUGGGGGCAAGUGUGUGGAGAAGUACAGUGGGUACUUCUGUGAUUGCACCAAUUCACCAUAUGAAGGACCCUUUUGCAAAAAAGAGGUUUCUGCUGUUUUUGAGGCUGGCACUUCAGUUACUUAUAUGUUUCAAGAACCCUACCCAGUGACCAAAAAUAUAAGCCUCUCAUCCUCAGCGAUUUACGCAGAUGCAACUCCAUCCAAGGAAAAUAUUGCAUUUAGCUUUGUGACAGCCCAGGCACCCAGCCUCUUGCUCUACAUCAAUUCUUCUUCUCAGGAUUACCUGGCUGUCCUGCUCUGCAAGAAUGGAAGCUUACAGGUUCGCUAUCAGCUAAGCAAGGAAGAAACCCAGGUUUUCAAUAUUGAUGCAGAGAACUUUGCCAACAGAAGGAUACACCACUUGAACAUUGACCGGGAGGGAAGAGAGCUUACCAUUCAGGUGGAUCAGCAACUGCGACUCAGUUACAACUUCUCCCCAGAAGUCGAAUUCAGGGCCAUACGGUCACUCACCUUGGGCAAAGUCAAAGAGCAUCUUGGAUUGGAUUCUGAAGUUGCCAAAGCCAACACCCUGGGUUUUGUUGGAUGCUUGUCUUCAGUCCAGUAUAACCGGGUUGCACCCCUGAAGGCAGCCCUACGUCAUGCCACCAUUGCACCUGUGACUGUCCAUGGGACCCUGACAGAAUCAAGCUGUGGCUCCAUAAUGGAUGUGGAUGUGAAUGCAGUGACCACGGUGCACUCUUCACCAGAUCCCUUUGGGAAGACGGAUGAGCGAGAACCACUCACUAAUGCCGUUCGAAGUGACUCGGCCGUCAUUGGAGGAGUAAUAGCGGUGGUGAUAUUCAUCAUCUUCUCUAUCAUCGGCAUCAUGACCCGGUUCCUUUACCAGCAUAAGCAGUCACACCGCGCUAACCAGAUGAAGAAGGAAUACCCAGAAAAUUUGGACAGUUCCUUUAGAAAUGACAUUGACUUGCAAAACACAGUGAGCGAGUGUAAACGGGAAUAUUUCAUCUGA
Molecule: messenger RNA, 3921 nt
Organism: Neomonachus schauinslandi (Hawaiian monk seal)
Lineage: Eukaryota; Metazoa; Chordata; Mammalia; Carnivora; Phocidae
Gene: CNTNAP5
Product: contactin associated protein family member 5
Exons: 24
Coding region: 1-3921 (1306 amino acids)
Source: RefSeq, a predicted model, not a curated record